Molecule: messenger RNA, 2521 nt
Organism: Eucalyptus grandis
Lineage: Eukaryota; Viridiplantae; Streptophyta; Magnoliopsida; Myrtales; Myrtaceae
Exons: 7
Coding region: 1-2160 (719 amino acids)
Molecular function (GO): DNA binding
Source: RefSeq, a predicted model, not a curated record
AUGAUUUUCCCUAAUUUUUAUAAAUGUCCAUUGUUCGUGGGAUUUUCUUGGUGGGCCUGUUUGCUGUGGGAUUUGCCAAGGGCUUCGUGCUCUGAGAGUCUGAGACCGUCGUUAAGCCCACGAAUCAAAUUGAAGUGGGCUCAAGAAUUUGGGUCGAGCCCAAGAACGGCCCAGCGAAUUGCAGUUUCCUCUACCAACGCAGUUCGCCAGCACCUCGCGGCGCGCGGGUCCCCGACAUCUCUCACUUCUCCUCGUCCUUCUCCGAAUCCAUCUUCAACUCUUGCAUUCCGCUGUCUCGGCGUUGUCGGCGUCGGGGGAGCUCGCGACAACGACUGGUGCAUGCUCGAACUCGAGCCGGAAGAAGGAGUUGUUUGGGCUGACGUCCGAAGAGCUUCGCGUGUUUUGCUGCUGCUUCGAUGGUCUGGAGCUCCUCGACUUCGUUGUUUCAGGCUGAACGAGCGCCGAUCGAUGCAUUCGCUAGAUGCUCUGAGGGCUCAGACCCAGCUUAAGAGCAGGUCGUUCUCCCAUUCAUUCUCCUCUGGAUGCGAAAGGGCAUGCUAUUCCCCAUGGAAGUCCUUGGGAUUGCCAAAAAGGAUAGGAUUUGAUGUAAUUGGCAUUCGUAUAAGGAGGUUGAAACUCGUGGUCAAAGCAGUUGCUACGCAAUGGCCGGAGCGUUUGGCUCUGAUUAAUGGUGAUCGGCAAGGUGAACUGAAUGGAGAGCUGGAGAGUUCUAGCCCGGCCAUAAUUCAGCCUGAGGCAGAUGGUGAAGAUCCAAGGGAAGAGUUUGAGAGAGAAAACUUACGGCGCACAAGGAUUUCUAGGUCCAACAGAGGGAAAGCCCCAUGGAAUAAAGGCAAAAAACACAGUGCUGAAACUAUCCAGCGGAUCCGAGAGAGGACAAAGCUUGCAAUGCAAAGUCCUAAGGUGAAAAUGAAGUUAAAGAACACAGGGCAUGCACAGAGUGAAGAGACAAGAUUGAAAAUUGGGGCCAAGGUGAGAAUGGGGUGGCAAAGACGCUAUCAGAGAUUGAUGAUGCAGGAAACAUGCUUCCAUCAAUGGCAGAACCUAAUUGCAGAAUCUUCUCGAAAAGGCCUCCUCAUAGGUGGAGAGGAGCUGCAUUGGGAUACAUAUAAUAUUUUGGACAAACAGCUUGAGCAGGAGGGGUUGGUGAGUGUUCAGGAGCGCAAAUCAAUGCCUAGGCCCAAAGGUGGCAAGAGAAUACCAAAAUCCCCAGAGCAAAGGAAGAAAAUCGCCAAAGCAAUUGCUGCAAAGUGGGAAGAUCCUGAAUACCGUAAUAAGGUUUAUUCUGGGAUGGUAAAAUAUUAUGGUACACCUGUUAGAGCUCAGAGAAAGCCGAGAAGAAGGAAAAUCGACACUAUGGUGUCCAGAAAGAUGGACUCAGCAGAGAAGAGACCAGACAAUACUGAAGAUGCUUCUAGGAGUGACACUAGAGUUGGGCUCCAGCAAUUGAGAUUGAGAAGCAAGAUGCCCCUGUAUAAAGACCCUCUGGUAAGUUCGAAGUUGGAAAUGAUUAAAACUAUCAGAGCUGAAAGAGCAGCCAUGGAUACCAAGGCAAUUGAAGCUGUUGAACAAGCUAGAAUGUUGAUUGCUCGAGCUCAGAAGGCUGCAAAAGCCCUUGAGGUGGCUGCAAGGACCAAUCCCAGUGCUCGAGAUUCUCUCCUGGAAUCAAGGCAGAUGACAGCUGAAGCAGUUGAACUGAUUAAAUCCAUAGAAACAGGGCAAAGUUUUUCCGUUGAGAAUGGAACACUUGUCUCAGAUGCUGCGGCUGAAAUGGAUGGCAAAAUUGGAAAGGAAACAAUUGCAACCUCUACAAACAUGCCAAAUCACAGAAGGGUUGAUAGAAGCCAUGAACUUGUAUCCGGUAGAAAUGAAAACUUUGAUUUCAGCAACUUCACGUGGCGGAAUGCACUGGACGAUGGAGAGAUAGUUAGCCCACAAAGUUCCAGUUUUGCUCGGCCCAUGUGGAAGUCUCCAAUGAAGAAUUCACAUCUUGCUCCACAAUGUGAUCAAAUGGGAGCAACUGGGAACGUGAAACGCCAAGGUCAGGCUAAGGAAGAAAACCAGAUAGUGCCGAGAACAGAAAAGGUUACGAAGAAAUGGGUUCGAGGAAGGCUGGUCGAAGUGACGGAGUCGACAUAGUUUCAGCUAACAAGGCAUCCAAUCGUGGGGACUCUGACAUUAGGUUUUACAAUAUGUCAAGAGUAGUUCCAAGUCCCGAACUCCGGAUGCUUCGUUAGCAGUAGCUGCCUCGUGAAGAAGCGACUGCAGCUGCUACAAUACAUGAGACUGUACUUCGUUCCCCGAAAGAAGAGCUCUUUCUUUUCCCACCUCCUUUUAGGAUCAAAGGAACUCUGUCAACCUUUGAUGCGGCUUUGUUAGCUCAAUUUUUGACGCAUUGCGGCUUGUGUACAUGCUCAAAUUCUCAGUCCAGGCUUUGAUUGUUUGAAAACAGUCCAUGGAAUAUAACCGCCGUAUCUUUUCCCCUCGAGAGUCGAGGCUC